AUGACCGAAUUAAAGGAGCUUAUAAAGCAAAGGGCUACAAUAAGGAGCCGCAUAACAUUAUUCGAAAGGUUUUUAACUCCAUUAAAAUGUCUCGAUAGUGUAACUGAGCGUAACAAAUUAAUUAAUAAUGAGUUGAGUUUAAGAUUAACUAAAUUUCAAGAGUUAAGCUACACUUUCGACGAAGUUCAAAGUAAAAUCGAAGGAUUAGAUUCCGAUUUAUCAAAACAGAUGGAAGAAAGGGAACAAACAGAAAACCAGUUCUUCCAGCUGAUCGUAACCGCUCAGCAAUUCUUAGAAGCUUAUAAUGAUAGCAAAUUAAAACAGGGAGACGAAUCUUCAUGCCGCGGCAGUUCUGCUUCUAUUACAAAUCACGUUAAACUGCCGCCGUUAAAAAUUCCUCCUUACAGUGGCGACACUAAACGAAAUGCAAAGGUUUAUCAAUGGAAAAUAUGUAGUAAUUGCUUACGUAAUGAUCAUCUAUCGUACCAAUGCCGCCUUGCGGGUUGCCGCGUCUGCAAAAGGAGGCACAAUACUUUACUUCAUAGAUCAAACAACUUACCCAGUGGUUCUCAACCACGUCAAUCGCAAUCAUCAUCAUCUCCACGGCAUGAAAUACAAAAUAACGUGGAACCAUCCACGAACAACUUACCUAAUAGCCUUGAAGCAACUAUUAAUAGUAAAAACGGGUCGGCCAGCCCUAAUCCGAUAGUUACAGUGUCUGCUGGCUCCUCAAACCUGGCUCUUCUUGCUACGGCUGUGGUUGAGGUGUCAAACAAUGGCAACAUAUUUAAAUUACGCGCCCUUUUAGAUAAUGGCUCGCAAUAUUCCUUUAUUACGGAGGCGGCUCGGGCUAAGUUAGCUUGUGUUACAACAAAAGAAUCUCAAUAUGUGUCCGGUCUUCAAAAUGCGACAGUAGGCAUUGCCGAACACUGCAAUAUCAAGGUGCAGUCGACGUAUAGCUCGUACAGCUGUGAUGUGACAUGUUAUGUCUUACCAGUUAUUACCGACGUUCUUCCUCAAGUGGAAAUCCGCGUGAAUGAGCUGGAUAUACCCAGCAACCUCCAAUUAGCGGAUCCGGCCUUCUUUCGCCCAGGAGACAUUGAUCUGCUAUUAGGCGCAGAGAUCUUCUGGGACGUUCUGGGUUCUUCUCAAGUGAAGCUCGGACGAGAUAAACCCGUUCUUCGGGAGACACUCCUUGGAUGGAUCGUAGCCGGCCGUAAUUGGGUUAAUUAUUAUAAACGGCCUAACAAGGUCUAUUGCAACUUUAGUAAAACUAUACAAGAGCAACUUGUCAAGUUUUGGGAGUUGGAAGAAAUUCCUAACAGUAAACCUACAUCAAAUAGUGACGAUUAUUGUAAAACACUUUAUAAUGAAACUACGCAGCGCGAAGGGGAUGCGCACUUGCCAUUGCGUAAAUUUCGUUCUAACAUCGGGUCCAUCCUGAAAGAUAACACGAGCAUCUUAAUACCUAAAGAUUUAGACUUCAGUACUCAAUCUAGUGCGUUGGGACUCAAAUGGGAUCCACGCUCGGAUACCUUUAACUUUCCUGUCAAAAUAAAAGGUUCAUCUGUAGCGACCAAACGGUUAAGCACGAAAGUAAUAGAAGCUUUACAGCUCACAAUCACAAAAAAAUAUUAUUGGACUGACUCUUCUGUAGUACUCGGAUGGAUCCGUACUCCGUCACAGAAUCUCAAAACGUUUGUGUCAAACCGUGUCGCAGAGAUUCAACAACUAACAGCUGUUGGAUCCUGGAGGCAUGUUCCAGGCAUUCAAAACCCUGCAGAUUUAGCGUCACGUGGCGUCAGUCCAACACAAGUUGCUGAAACUGAUUUAUGGUGGCGUGGUCCUUCGUUCCUUUUAGAAAGGCCAUCAGCCUGGCCAGAGUUCCAAAUGAGACAAAAGUUUUUUAAAGCUUGCUUUGAAUUGUCGGCUGUUCGGGUUAUUGUUAUGCCCACCUUGACUUCUAAUAGCGCCAAAAAACAACUCAAUAUGGUCCUGGCUGAAUUUGUAGGCUAA
Messenger RNA from Arctia plantaginis, 2016 nucleotides. Lineage: Eukaryota; Metazoa; Arthropoda; Insecta; Lepidoptera; Erebidae. The record is from the annotation of a GenBank genome assembly.